Molecule: messenger RNA, 2791 nt
Organism: Salvelinus fontinalis (brook trout)
Lineage: Eukaryota; Metazoa; Chordata; Actinopteri; Salmoniformes; Salmonidae
Product: ropporin-1-like
Exons: 6
Coding region: 2090-2734 (214 amino acids)
Source: RefSeq, a predicted model, not a curated record
UCUCCACGCACGCUCGCACACCCACACACACACACAUACACACACACUAUUGGACGCUGCUGGGGGGUGGGGGGGGGCUUAUAAUAAUGGCUGGAAUGGAGCUAAUGGAAUGGCAUCAAACACAUGGAAACCAUGUGUUUGAUGUAUUUGAUAACAUACCACUCAGUGGCAACCGGUCCUUCAGGGCAGGUGGGGAAGAGCCCCACCUGUUUAGCUAAAAGAAGGGAAAAAAUCAUUGACUUUAUAGAGCCGCAUACAAACAUGGUCUCUUUUUUGCUUUCUUGAGUAAAGCAGCUCAAAAUGCAGGUUUCAGUCUAGCUCAGUGCUUUCUGUGGUGGUGGGGCAGCCAGCGAAAAUAUGGAGUGUAGGGGUUGGUAAUGUUCUGUAGUUGCGUUCACUCAUGGGGACACUACAUCACUGCAAAAUCUAUGGGGAGAGCUCGAAAAUUCAAGCCCCUUGGGUGCUGCUGUAACCGAUGUGAAAUGGCUAGCUAGUUAGCGGUGGUGCUCGCUAAUAUCGUUUCAAUCGGUGACGUCACUCGUCAACAACAAGUAGUUGUUCCCCUUGCAGUGGCUUUUGUGGCGCGACGGGUAACGAUGCUUCGUGGGUGUCAGUUGUUGAUGUGUGCAGAGGGUCCCUGGUUCGAGCCCAGGUAGGGGCGAGGAGAGGGACUGAAGCUAUACUGUUACAUUGAUGCUGUUGACCCGGAUCACUGGUUGCUGCGGAAAAGGAGGAGGUCAAAAGGGGGGUGAGUGUAACCGAUGUGAAAUGGCUAGCUAGUUAGCGGUGGUGCGCACUAAUAGCGUUUCAAUCGGUGACGUCACUCGCUCUGAGACCUUGAAGUAGUUGUUCCCCUUGCUCUGCAAGGGCCGCGUCAAAUUUUGAUGACAAAAUCUGACUUGGUGUACAGGGAGAAUACUGUAAGAACGGCUUAUGUUCUGAAUUCUGGCGCUGUACAUUUCAAAAGAGUUGAACAAAUAGUUAUAUUGACUACGUCCGUCCUAGCACGCUCAUUAAUGUCUUAAUCGAAAUUACGGAUUGCCUCUUAUCCGUUUGUUGUUCCCUUAUGCCAUAGUUUUUACAUCUCAAUUGUCAGAAGAAACCAGAUUUGUUUAAACAAGUCAGCCAUAUCAGCUAUGUUUUUUUUAAAAGGCAGUAAAUGAGGCUGAAUGAACUAUUUCGAUGCCAGACAAGGCUCCGCUGAUAGCCAAGUGUAGCGGUGGUAAGAAUUCACUCCAUGGUGCUGAAUAGAAAGCUCCGUGUCGGGAUAGCUUUAUGUAGGCCCUAACAGUUUGUGGGCACCGUUUGUCACCGUUAUUGUGCAAUUAAUAUAUUGUUUAGUGUUGUGUUGUGUAGUGGCUUUGCUGGUAUGCAUCUAAAAUUGGUUUGGGGAUUUUGCCCCACCAAGAUUUACGUGCUAAAAUCGCCACUGAUUCAGCUCCAGCCAUUACCACAAGCCCGUCCUCCCCAUUUAAGGUGCCACCAACCUCCCGUGACUCACACACAAAUGCAAGCAAGCAGGCACACACACGUGCCCCAUCUAUCCCUCCCUUCCCUUCUACAUUUUGCCUUUUUAAUUAAAUCUAUCACUGCUUUAUAAUAUGGAUGUACAUUAUGAUGAUUCAUGUCUGUCAAAUAUAAAAGAUAAAAGGUUAAAGGGAAUGUUGGCAUAUCAGAUAUCACUUUUAGUUUAACUCAUUUAUCUUAGGAAAGUUAUAUAGCCCUACUAUUCGAUUAUAGGUAGAAUGACUCAAGGUAAACUAUCUUGUCGUAUAGAUCAACUACUAUUCUACCGUGAAAAUGUCCCAUAAAUGUCUGUCGAGAGCUGCAAAUGAUAAAACAUAAGGAAAUGUCGCCCCGUGCGGAUAUUUGUUAUUUUUCAUUUCACACACAUCCGGGACGCACACAAUGUGACGUCACAAUUGUCGUCUGUUACGCGGGAAUCACAAACUGAUACAAAAUAACCGGCGCAUCACCUUCUACUGUCCUUCCCGCUCUCACAGCGUUUACGUCGUCUGAUCACGCGCAGAGAACUGCACCGUCUUUUACAGGUGUUUUUGUUGUCGCUGGUUCCCAUUCUGGGUUUAGAAUGUCUCACACAGGUAAACAGGUGGUCAUCCCUCCAGAGCUCCCUGGCAUUCUGAAGCAGUUCACCAAGGACGCCAUCCGGACACAACCUGAAGACCUGCUGGAAUGGGCCACACUGUACUUCAGUGCUCUGGUCCAGGGGAAGACAUUACCUGUGAACAGGACACCAGACAAAGUGAUAACCCCCAACACCAUGGACCUCACACCUGAGGUACUCACAACAAUGCAUGAAAAGCUACAUAAGAAUGGCACAGUCAGUAAGGAGGAGGUGAGCAAGCUGUGGCGGUCGUUAGGAUUGGCUGACGACCUUCUCAGACACAUCAUGACAGUGGGCUGCUUCGGAGACCAACUCGACUGGAUAAAAUUCUUCGCCCUGGGCUGCAGCUAUCUGGGAGGGACGAUCAAGAACGCCAUGACCCACGCGCUGUACAUCCUGAACUCAGACAGCUCAUGUAAGCCCCCAGACGCCUGCGUCACCUUCGAGACCUUCCGAUUCCUUUACUCCUACCUGGCUGCAGUGGACAAAGAGGUGUCCCAGGCCCAGAUAGACCGAACCAUUACCUACUUGGAGGCUCAGGCGAAGGCGCGUGAUGGGAUGGUGAAGGUGUCGGACUUCGUCAACAGUCGUAAAGUGCGUUUGGGAUAGACUCACCCUCUCUCCCCCUUAGAACUUUGUUCUAAUAAAGAUGGUUCCAAAGAAAAA